GUGUGUGUCUGCGGGUGCGCGCGUGCGUGUGCGGAUGUGGGUAUUUUUUUCUUCCCCAGCCUCUGCUAAUGAGGCAUAAACUGAAGCUGCAACCCAGCUCCGCACUGCAACUUUCACUCGGGCUGCAGCUCUACUGAGACGGUUUCGCUUAAAUCAUGUGAGGCUUCAUUAUUUUUAUGAUGAGACAUGAAAUAGAUGCAGGCGGAAGACGUUGAUGGAAGGACGGAGAGCGGCUGCGGCGCGAACGUCUCAAGUACGACUCGAGUGGAUAAUAGUCAAAGUUCACCAGGAACUGCAGUAUUUCCACACCCCUGACUCCGGGGGAGAGAGGGGCAGGGAGAGUUUGGAAUUAGGAAGUGUUUGCUCCCAGCCCGCUGGAAACGAAUUCGGUCCUGGGUGGGUUUCCGGACCCCUCCCCCUUACUUGCUGGAAUUCAUACCCACCCCAGCCCCCCACUUCUUAAAGAGUUGAAAUUACAGUCUUUUGGUCCUGAUUGACACUCCUGCCUGUCCCACGCAGCCAUAAUAACAAAAUGUUCUUUUGGGGUGGAAAAGUGACUGUGUUUUGGGGUGGGGGUGUGGGGGCAGAAGUGGCCAGGAGAGGGGAAGGUCCCUGGACCGAGGUGUCUGUGUCCUACUAAGGAUGAGAUUGAAACUGAUGUAGCACAUUUUUUACGGGGGCUACCCAGAUUGCUGUUAUGAAAUACUAGUCAGAUUUAUGAUCUAUUUCAUAUUGAACAUGCUAUGCUAUGCUAACGCUGCAUGUGACACUUUAAUCAAAUCCAUUUGUUACCAGGAAGCUAAAAGGGGCCGCUGGGAUUUUAGGAUUACGGGCAGAGUUAGGGAAGCAUGUGGCUUUGUCAUUCGCCAUCAUUUUGCACACUGAGAGGGGCUCCGGGUGUGCGCCCUGUCUUGUCUGGCCGUUCUCAUCCCUUCCCCCACCCCCUGCCGCCACUCCGACCCGCUCCCAAAGUGGCUUCACAAUAGUCGGUCCUCGGCGGUGUAGGCUGCGCACCAGGUCCACACUUAAGCGAAAUCAAGGAGACCCCCUUCUACUUCUACCUUUGGGCUUGGUGCUCAAUGCGAAGCUGCUGCAACUCAGGCACGCCUAAGUCAACUCAUGCAGAAAAAGGAGAAAAGUUUUGGUAUACAAAUGCUCUCAGUCCAGCCAGACACCAAGCCGAAAGGUUGUGCUGGCUGCAACCGAAAGAUCAAGGACCGGUAUCUUCUAAAGGCACUGGACAAAUACUGGCAUGAGGACUGCCUGAAGUGUGCCUGCUGUGACUGUCGCUUGGGAGAGGUGGGCUCCACCCUGUACACUAAAGCUAAUCUUAUCCUUUGUCGCAGAGACUAUCUGAGGCUCUUUGGCGUGACGGGAAACUGUGCCGCCUGCAGUAAGCUCAUCCCUGCCUUCGAGAUGGUGAUGCGUGCCAAGGACAAUGUUUACCACCUGGACUGCUUUGCGUGUCAGCUUUGCAAUCAGAGGUUUUGUGUUGGAGACAAAUUUUUCCUAAAGAAUAACAUGAUCCUUUGCCAGACGGACUACGAGGAAGGUUUAAUGAAAGAAGGUUAUGCACCCCAGGUUCGCUGAUCUAUCAACCUCACCCCAUUAAGAAUACAAAGCACUACAUCCUUUUAUCUUUUUUGCUCCACAUGUAUAUAAGAAUUGACACAGGAACCUACUGAAUAGCGUAGAUAUAGGAGGGCAGGAUGGUGAUAUGGAAUAAAAGGCGGACUGCAUCUGUAUGUAGUGAAAUUGACGCAGUUCAGAGUUGAAUGUUUAUUAUUGAAGAAAAAAAGGAAUGUACAUAUUGCUGGCUUUUUUUUGCUUGCUAUUCGUUUUUGUGUCACUUGGCAUGAGAUGUUUAUUUUGGACUAUUGUACAUAAUGUAUUGUCAUAUUUGAAGCACAAAUGUAAUACAGUUUUAUUGUGUUACCAUUUGUGUUCCGUUUGCUUCUUUGUAUUGUUGCAUUUAGUACAAUCAGUGUUUAAACUUACUGUAUAUUUAUGCUUUCUGUAUUUACCAGCUAUUUUAAAUGAGCUGUAACUUUCUAGUAAAGAACUGAAAAGCAAAUCUCACUGAUGAUACAGAGAUAGAUAAAGCAAGUCUAUCAACAUUAAAAAUACUAAAAAAUAAAGACACACAGAGCAUUUUAGUGACAUCCGCUACUUAUUGCCGCUAUGAGUUAGUCUAUCGGUGUUCUUAUAACCCUCUAUUUUCAGGGGGUUAAGAAUCAGCUUUAAAAAAUACAGAAAAAUUUCAUCUUAAAGCACUUUCAUUUUAUACCAACGUGAAAAGUGCCAUUUGUAGAAUAACUUUAAAGCUUAACAGGUUUCCUUUUAAUAUCCUUUUUCUUUUUGUGCUCUUUACCUACACGAUGGCUUUGUUUUGCUUUUUCAGCCACACCCUUAUGUGAACUAGUGCCUUUGGGUAUCAUGUAAAAUUUUUUCCAAAGGGUUACUUUGCAAAUCUGUUACCACAAUUAUGAGACAAUUUUUAAGUGAUAAAUUAAACUUCUUGUAUAAAACUUGCCCAGAUCUCUCCACAGGAGCUGAGGGUUUAAUAACUGUAUGGCUUAAUAAAUGUAUGGCACUGAAAAGAUUUGAGUGUGAAUCUACUGAAAUCACUAUAAUGCACAUUGAAGCUGUGAUGAUAUUUCAGUAGUGAGGUUACUUUUGAUCAGAGCAACAUAAUGCUCAUAGAAUCUUCUAGAAGAAGAGAAACAAAGGGAUUGAUUAAAAAGCUGAGAACUAGUGAUUAUAUAUUUUUCUGUAUUUACCUGACAUUAAUUUUAAUGUUCAAAAAGUAAAUGCUUUACGUUUGAUGUGUUUUACCCUCUCAUUGUUUUAAGUAAUUACCAACUCAGAAUACAUCAAUCUUAGGCUGAAAUUUGUCAUUCCGUUUUUUAAGGUGAAAUAGUACUACCUUACAUGAUAGCAUACAAAAAAGAAAGCUCUAGAAACUGAAAUUAUGGAGAACGAUCAUUUAAAUUACAAUUAAGGAAACUAGAAUACGAUCCCCUCUUCUGGGUGGCCCCGUGAAGUUGCUUCUUUGCUGUUGCUCUCUGUAAUAGAACUACUCAACAAAUCUAAUUCUGCACGGGCACCAUGAACCGUAUUUUCACUACAGCAAACUUACUGCUAUGGGUUUUCUCUUUGUUUUUUUUUCUUGAUCACUUGUAUAGGAAACAAUCUUUUCCAGUGUUAUUUGCAUAUAUAUUUUGUCCUGCCGAUAUAUGCAUUGUAGAUGAAAAUUAAAUGUUAUACCUGGAUUAUUGGUUUGGGGCCAAAAUAUUAAGCAGAAAAUAAUGCUGAUGUGCAUUUGUUUUAAGACAAAGCUUUAUUAUGAACAUGCAUGUGAAUCUGGAUAUUGCUUCUUAUUUUUAAGAAAAUGGUUCUGUGAAAAGUGAACAAUAUGUAUUUUUACAGAUGCUUCAUGGUUAGGAGUCUUCGAGUCCCAUAUCCCCCAAGUUUGAGAUAUUCUAAAGAAAGAAAUUCAAAAGUAGCUAUUUGGGCCCACAAAAAUAACUAUUAUUUUAGCCCGAGAGCUUUACACUUGUUUCAUGAAGGGAAAGGACUUCCAUCACCAAAAUAAACAAAGCAAGACAAAUUAAAAAUGUGGGGGAGAGAAAGUGAAAAGUGGUUUUCUUAAUGUAGCCCUGCUGGUCCCCAUAAACAAUUGCUUGAAAUUCGUGUGGAUGUAAAAUCUUAAUUGUCAGUAUCAUAUUCAGAUGAUCUUUAGGGUUUAACUGGUUUUGUUUUUGUUUAUCUCUAUGUCAAAAUACUUGUAAAUUGGGAACAAACUUCUCUCAGCUUCUUGAAGCUGUUCAACUAUCCUUGCCACUGGAAGACCAAACACGGUUUUUGCUACUUUUUCUUUUAUUUACUACGUUGAGAAUUAUUUCUUAUUCUUUUUACUACCAAUGAAAUCACUCACCUGGAUUAAAGAUUAAGACCUUAACCUGUUUAGAUUAUCUUUAAUCUCCAUGAAAUUAUGAAACAAGGCAGGAAUAAUUUUUCAGCUGUAGGCCAUUUUACAGCUAAUUGCCCAUAAAUUGUAGCAUUUAUUGACCUGACGUACUAAGCUAAUUGUCUUGACUACUCAAAGCCCCUGAACUGUUGUCAACUUUCCCCUUUGUGUUGCGUAGCCCUGAUGUCAAUUAGCUUGUUGUCCGAUGCCUCCAGUAGGACGCCUCCAAUGGAGCUUUGAUUUCUAAGCAACAACAGCUCCCUUCCUGAGACGCGUCCCCCAUAGGCUCCCUAUGAUGAAGGACCGUGCACCUCCACUCCAACAGAGUGCUGAGUUCAAAAGCUGACCUGUGUUUGUAAUUUCACUUUCAUCUUGCUUAAUAAAUAUCUGCUGAAUUCUUUCAUUCACUUUUUUACAUUUGAAUUUAUGUUUUUAAUAAAAGGGGUGUUACACUA
Messenger RNA from Callithrix jacchus (white-tufted-ear marmoset), 4425 nucleotides. RefSeq names its product LIM domain only 3 (gene LMO3). The record is from RefSeq and is a predicted model, not a curated record. NCBI's taxonomy places the organism in Eukaryota, Metazoa, Chordata, Mammalia, Primates, Cebidae. Gene Ontology annotation, cellular component: nucleus. Gene Ontology annotation, molecular function: transcription coactivator activity; DNA-binding transcription factor binding. Gene Ontology annotation, biological process: positive regulation of transcription by RNA polymerase II.